CCAAUUCUAUCCUUAGGGGCCAGACAGUAAGCAGCCAUCUAUAUAGUCCCGGGGGAGGGGAGCAGUGAUACUAUGAAAUAUCACUUAACUCCUUACACUCCAUGGGACGGGCGCUUUGGGUAUAAUGACCUGAACUGACAGCUGGAUCAUCAGACUUGCGGUCAGUUGGGGACAUGUGACCAUAAUAUAGAGGAUCUGCCCCGACAAGUAUUCACCUCAUCAUCCGAGAGCAAGAAGAUAAAUCAUGUGCAGGAAUAUCCCCUCAAAUGUCUCCAUAUAACAUCCUGGAAUUGUAUAGAAUUAAAUGUUUAUUCACAAUACAGGUUCCUAUAAGGUGUCAGGACGUGGCGGUCUAUUUCUCCAUGGAGGAGUGGGAGUAUGUAGAAGGACACAAGGAUCAGUACAAGGAUCAGGUCAUGAUGGAGGAUCAGCAGCCCCUCACAUCACCAGUCAGAUCCAGUAAGAGAACAGCACCAGAGAGGUGUCCCUGUCCUCUAAAUGAGCAGAAUAUGGAGGUCAUUACUACAGGGAAAGAUCUGACCUAUAUUAAAGCUACGGACAUAAAGGAAGAAGAAGAAGAGACAGAAGUAAGCGGUAAUGAGCAGUAUAAGGAGGACAUUCCUACAGGGAAAGAUCUGAUCUAUAUUAAUGCUACAGACAUAAAGGAAGAAGAAGAAGAGACAGAAGUAAGCGGUAAUGAGCAGCAUAAGGAGGACAUUCCUACAGGGAAAGAUCUGAUCUAUAUUAAUGCUACAGACAUAAAGGAUGAAGAAGUGACAGAUGUGAGCAGUGAUGAGCUGUAUAAGGAGGACAUUCCUACAGGGAAAGAUCUGACCUAUAUUAAAGCUACGGACAUAAAGGAAGAACAAGAGACAGAUGUAAGCAGUGAUGAGCAGUAUAAGGAGAACAUUCCGACAGGAAAAGAUCUGAUGUAUAUUAAUGCUACAGACAUGAAGGAAAAAGAAGAGACAGAUGUGAGCGGUGAUGAGCAGUAUAAGGAGGACAUUCAUGCAGGGAAAGAUCUGAUGUAUUUUAAUGCUACAGACAUAAAGGAAGAAGAAGAGACAGAUGUGAGCAGUUUUGAGCAGUAUAAGGAGGACAUUCCUACAGGGAAAGAUCUGAUGUACAAUAAUGCUACAGACAUAAGGGAAGAAGAAGAGACAGAUGUGAGCGGUGAUGAGCAGUAUAAGGAGGACAUUCCGACAGGGAAAGAUCUGAUGUACAAUAAUGCUACAGACAUAAAGGAAGAAGAAGAGACAGAUGUGAGCAGUGAUGAGCAGUAUAAGGAGGACAUUGACAUUCCUAUAGGUAACUGCCCAGGAAGGAAAGAAAGGCGACAGACAUGUCAUUACCACAGGACUCCUGGCUGGGAAGCCAACAGUCUACUGUAUUGAACAGUUUAAGCAAAAGACAAACACAAUGAAAACAACAAAGUU
Molecule: messenger RNA, 1436 nt
Organism: Hyla sarda
Lineage: Eukaryota; Metazoa; Chordata; Amphibia; Anura; Hylidae
Product: protein piccolo-like
Exons: 3
Coding region: 267-1394 (375 amino acids)
Biological process (GO): regulation of DNA-templated transcription
Source: RefSeq, a predicted model, not a curated record